Messenger RNA from Octopus sinensis (East Asian common octopus), 393 nucleotides. RefSeq lists its product as uncharacterized. The record is from RefSeq and is a predicted model, not a curated record. Bases 1 to 393 code for a protein of 130 amino acids. The transcript has a single exon. Lineage: Eukaryota; Metazoa; Mollusca; Cephalopoda; Octopoda; Octopodidae.
AUGAUGCUUUUAAGAAAUUUAGAUCCUCCUAAAUUAUGCAAUAGGACAAGGUUGGUUGUGAAGACAUUAUCACCUAAUGUGAAAGAAGCAACCAUCAUCACUGGAUGUGCCUCUGGGGAAGAGGUUUCCAUUCGAAGAAUUCCAAUUAAACCAACAGACAUGCCAUUUGAGUUCAGACGAACAGAAUUUCCAGUGCGACUUUGCUUUGCAAUGUCUAUUAAUAAAGCUCAAGGUCAGACUUUGAAACCUACUUGCUUGCACUUAAUUGAACCUUGUUUUUCUCAUGGUCAACUUUAUGUUAGUUGCUCCAGGGUUGAUAGUUCGCAAGACUUAUUUGUCUAUGGUCCAAACCAGGAAACAAAGAAUGUUGUUUACCCAGAAGCUCUUAUGUGA